This is a messenger RNA of Camelina sativa (false flax), 1969 nucleotides long. Its product is annotated as nodulation receptor kinase. The record is from RefSeq and is a predicted model, not a curated record. NCBI's taxonomy places the organism in Eukaryota, Viridiplantae, Streptophyta, Magnoliopsida, Brassicales, Brassicaceae. Gene Ontology annotation, biological process: protein phosphorylation. Gene Ontology annotation, molecular function: protein kinase activity; ATP binding.
AAGUAUAAGUAAAAAAAAGUUUUGAGUGAGUCUUAAGAGAGAGAGAGAGAGAAGAGAGAGUUGUUGUUGUUGUCUGAACAAUGUCACUUUCUGUCGGCAUUGUCUGCGUUCCGACACAAGACUUCAUUUCUUCUUCUUCUUACUCUUUACCUUCGAGUUCUAGAAGAAACUGCGGCGGUGCCCUGUGAUUUGAUGUUUCUUUGCUCUUCUUCUUCUUCUUCUAUUUUCACACCAAGCUUGUGUUUCUGAUUAGAAAAAAGCCAACUUUGAUUUCUUGAAUUUGCUGAUUUAAAGGAAUUUUUAUUUUCUCUGUUCCUGUCAUUGAAUGUGGGAAAAAAAAAAUUUGUGGGGAAUCACGUCCACGUCCAUCGAUUGUUGAAUUUGUGAUAUUAAAUCGCCGAUGAAGUUGAGAUUUUCUGGAGAUCUGUCAAGGGUUAUCGCAUGGUAGUAGUAGCUUGGAGCAUCGGUGAGACAAAGAAAGAGAAGAGGCUGUUUUGUUUUUCCAAAUGUCAGCAAUUCUUGCAGCUGCCAUUGGUGGUGCUGUAGGAGCUCUUGCAUUGAUUGCUUUGUUUCUUUUUCUCCUUUGGUUUUGUGUCUUUCGUCCUAAGAAUCUCUCAAGAACUUCUGAGACUGGCUCUUCUGAUCCAUCUACUCAAGAAGGAAGAAAUGUUGCAAUUGAGUUGUCAAUGAGAGAAGCUAGAAGGUUUGAAAUGGAGGAACUUGCUCAAGCCACCAAGAGUUUUACUAAUAAAAGUCUUAUAGGUAUUGGCAAAUUCGGUGAGGUUUACAAAGGUUUGCUCCAAGAUGGUGUUCUUGUAGCUAUUAAGAAAAGACCUAGUCUUCCUACUCAAGAAUUCGUUAACGAGGUUCGUUAUCUAUCGUCUAUCCAUCACCGUAAUCUUGUUACUCUAUUGGGUUAUUGUCAAGAAAGUAACACGCAGUUUCUUGUCUACGAGUAUGUUCCUAAUGGAAGUGUUUCCAGUCACCUGUACGGAGCUGGUGGUAAAGUACCUGGAAAUAGGCUAGAAUUCAGACAUAGGCUUGCAAUCUCUAUAGGAGCUGCUAAAGGCUUGGCGCAUCUUCACUCGCUGAGUCCUCGAUUGAUACACAAGGACUUCAAAACCGCUAAUGUUCUUGUGGAUGAAAAUUUCAUUGCUAAGGUUGCGGAUGCAGGAGUCCGUAAUUUCUUAGGGAGAGAGGAUGUUGGUACAUCGUCGCACAUUGUAGCAGAUCAGAUUUUCCUCUCCCCAGAGGUUCAAGAGUUCAGAAGAUUUUCAGAGAAAAGUGAUGUCUAUGCUUUUGGUGUAUUCCUCUUGGAAUUAGUAAGUGGAAGAGAAGCAUCAGAACCAUGCCCUUCAAGCUCAACGCAGACGCUAGUCGAAUGGAUGCAAAACUUAAAGGAUUACGCGGAUAUACCAAUGAUGAUCGAUGAGAGACUAGGAGGUACAUACACAGCAGAAGGAGUUGAGGAGCUUAUUACAUUGACACUGAGAUGUGUUGAUGUUUCUAGUGAGAAGAGACCAACAAUGAGUUAUGUUGUGACAGAGCUUGAGAGGAUAUUGGACAAAGAAGUGAGCUUAACAACAGUAAUGGGUGAAGGUACUCCAACUGUUACUCUUGGAAGUCAGCUUUUUAAAGCUUCAAAGUGAUUAAAAAAGGAACCAUCUUUUUACAUAUAUAUACAUAUAUAUAUAUACAUAUAUAUUAUGUAAGGCCUCUGAGAUAAAAACAAUCAGAGAACUUACAAGGAGGAAGAAGAAGAAGACUGAUCAGCUGUUUUGUGUUAAGUGUAUAAAGAACAGCUGAGCUUAUUAUUAUUAUUCGUUUGUUUUUUUUUUUCCUCCUUUAUACUUCCUUUUUGGAGGUUAUUUUCAGCAAUUAUUUUUUGACAAUUGAGUGCAGAAAAUAUAACUUUUGUAAAAACAUUAUUUAUUGAUAUAAAGGAAGCAAAGAGUGGAAUGUUGUGUGA